This is a messenger RNA of Papaver somniferum (opium poppy), 1149 nucleotides long. RefSeq lists its product as uncharacterized. NCBI's taxonomy places the organism in Eukaryota, Viridiplantae, Streptophyta, Magnoliopsida, Ranunculales, Papaveraceae. The record is from RefSeq and is a predicted model, not a curated record. Gene Ontology annotation, molecular function: serine-type endopeptidase activity. The coding region runs from base 215 to 832 and encodes 205 amino acids. The transcript is spliced from 5 exons.
GUCUAAAGACUAAACUGAACUACUAAAGCAUUUUCGCCUGUGUUUAGGUCACAGACUCAUCAGCUAAAACAAAACCCUUAAAAACCCCUCUUUAAAAAAUUGAACUUGUGUCAGUGAGACAUUUACAAACUUAUAAGGGUUUAUUAAGAAGCUGAUGCUGCCAUAGAUUUUGGGUUCUUGUUGUCAAAGGCUUUAGCUUUCUGUUGUUGUUACAAUGGUUUCCUUAUCGACAUGGUGUAGAUACAUAGCACGCAAGUUUGAGUACUCUCUUUCUCUAAGUUGGAAGAGCUAUCAAGUAGGUCAAAUCAGCGACAGAGAAGUAGGCGAUACUGUUUGGAAGCAUCUGUUCCAGGGGAAAAUGACAUACUUGCACUGGACUAAAGGAAAAGAGAUGGCUCCAACUAUAGCAGAGCAGGGGGGAACACUUCUUGUUCGGCAUCUAGCAGUUUCAGAUCCAACGCGUGUUUUUGUUGGAGAUGUUGUUGUGUUAAAGGACCCAGAAAAAACGGACAGCCACCUGGUUAGAAGAUUGGCAGCCGUGGAAGGGUAUGAAAUGGUAUCUACUGUUGAGAAAGAGGAACCGUUUAUUCUUGAGAAGGAUGAGUGUUGGGUGUUGUCUGAUAAUGAAGCUCUGAAGGGCAAGGAAGCUAAGGACAGUCGAACAUUUGGCCCCGUACCUAUGACAGAUAUUGUUGGCAGAGUCAUAUACUGUCUGCGAUCAGCUGUGGACCAUGGACCUGUCCAGAACAGUCAUUACAGUAUGCAAAAAGACUCUCCCGUGAUUGCAGUUGAACUGGACGUUGAUGCUAUGGCAAAGAAUCACAAAGCAUAGAACUUGGUGAUCUUGAAUUAUUCUCAAAGCAAAAGCUGAUUCCUUGGUCGAAAACAAAAUCAUGUAUUAUGUGCCGGAGUCCUGAAACCAAAUAAAUGAAAAUAAAGACACGGACAGAAGUUUCAACAGGUGCAUUUGUGAGUAUUUUUCAUGUAAAUUGUUAUUUAUGGUUGGUGGAGUAAAUCAGCAGGUGGGUCUUCUCCAAUUGUUUCUCAAUCUUCUAUUUUAAAUGGAGAACUGCCAAGCUGUGAACUUCUGAGUUUUUCAUCAAUGACAACAAUUUGAUAUUUAGGAUUUUAUACAGAUUGUAGUUCUCU